AUGUCAAAGAAAUAUUUUAUCAAUAAUUUAGAUAGUCCAUUAGGCUAAGAGUUCUACUCUUAAUUAGUAAAGGAAGAUACUGACGAAGGAGUCCAUAUGGCAACUUAUACUAUUGAUGACCCAAAUAAGAUGCCUCCAAAAGGGUUUAAGAAAAUAUUGAAACGAUACAAACCCAAGUUGUCUCGAAAAAAGAUGCUUGAAGAAUGCGAUGUUUAUGUAUAUGAUGUAGCCUCUGCAACCCAAUAAGAUUUAGAUUAUGUUUGUGAUAUCUUUAAGAACAGCAAAACAACGCUAGAAGAACAGAAGGUGCUUAUUCUAGUUUCCACAGUUUUAACCUGGAGUGCUAUGCCAGAUAAGGUAAAACCAAAAGUGGAGAAAAAAGCAGAUGAAGAAUAAGAGGGAGAACAAUAGGAGUAGCAAGAAUAAUAAUAAAAGAAGGAGGAAGCAGAAGAAAAUCAAGAGCCAAAAGAAGAUGAAAAUUAAGAAUAAGAAUAAGAAUAAUAAUAGGUUUAGUAAUAACCAAUUAAUGAAGUUCCUGAGGUUAUAGAAUAUGUGCCUUGGGAAGAAAGUGAUUAUAAGUUGAGAAGUGCUUCAUCCUAAUAUUAACAAUUAAAAGAAUGGGAGGAUAUGGUAUUAAGUCUAUAGAAGGACAACUUAAAAGUAAUAGUUGUUUGUGCAGGAUUAAUAUAUGGCAAAGGAGAAAUACUAUUUCAAAAAUAUUUUAAAAAAGCAUGGUUAUAAUAGCCAUACAAAUUAAGUUAUUAGCCAGAUGGAAAUAAUAAGGUUCCCACAGUUCAUAUAACUGAUCUAGUGAAAAUGAUUGUUAAGGUUUCUGAAUCUAUUCCAGAAUCAAAUUACAUUUUUGCAGUUGAUAAUACUAAAGAUAGAUCACAAAAAGCUAUAAUACAAGGUAUUGCAACUGGAGUUGGAAGUGGUUGGAUUGAAGAAAAUGAUGACUUUUUUAAGGAUUUCACUCCAGAAGAAAUGGAUUGCUUUAGAUUACAUUUGGAUUGCAAACCAUCCCAAAUGUUCAUUGGAAAUGAAGAAACUCCAUCUGAUUUUGAAUGGCAUUGUGAAAAAGGAAUAGCUGUCAAUGCUAAGAAAAUAUUAUAAGAAUUCACAUCAAUACAUAAAUUAAGACCAAUCAAAAUCAUUAUGGAAUCUAAAGCUGAAAAUAUGAGAUUUUAAGAUAUUUUGAAUAUGAUUGGCGAUCAUUAUAGAAUUCCAGUGAUCAAUUAAGAAUAAAUAUUUAAGGAUGCUUAGGAUCCAAAUUAUGUGUUCCCACCAGAAAUGCAGGAAGAUUUUGAUGAAUUAUGGCCUGCAAUUCAAGAAUAUAUUAAUAGCUAAACUCCUGCAUAAUUGUCAGAAUAAUUAAAGAUUUAUUAUAAAGUAAUCAAGUGGAGAUUGAGUUAAAAUGAUUGUUAAAACAGAGGGUUUAUUUUAUAGAAUUUUCCAAAUUACUUUGAAGAGGCUGAUUUUAUCUUCUAUCCCAAUAAAUAGAAACUUAAAAUGAAGAAAAAACCAAAAAAGAAACCAGUUGUUUCUGAAGAAGCAAAACAGCAAUCUCAGGAACCUGCUGUUGAUGAGAAUGGAGAUCCAAUCGAAUAAGAACAGGCAGAGGAGCAAUAAUUAGAUGAGUAAUAAUAAGAGGAACCAUAAGAAGAAGAAUAAUAGGAGGAAGAGUAAUAAGAGGAGGAAUAAGAGGGUGGUCCAAAACCAGAAGAUUUUUUCCCAGAAUCCUAUAUAGUAAUCAAACCAUUAGGCAAAACUGAUCAAUUUGAUUAUAACAGAAAAUUGAUUAAUUUCUUUAGUGAAAGAAAUUUAGAUGCCUAUUUCAUUGAUCCAAGAAAGAAAACAAAUCAUGACACUUUUGAAGAUUUGAGAAUAUAUAUUGAAAGAAAUGGAAGACCUUAUAAUUAUUUAUAAAAUGAAUAAGAAUUAAUAAUUCAAUAUUUCAAUUUACAGAGAAUUAAAGAUUUAACCAUCAAAUAUACUAGAAAAUAAGCUAUACAAAUUUGGAAAGAAAUUACAAAAGUGAAAAAGGAUAACAGAUAAGGUUUGGUUACGAAGUACACUAAAUACAUAUAAGAACAAGAAUAAGAAUUAUAAUAAGUUAAACAAUUUCCUUUUAGAAACUAUUUAAUGGAUUUUGUAGUACCAGUAUUGAAUGAAGGAUUGGUGGAAGUGGCACAUAUUCUACCAGAUGAUCCAGUUGAAUUUUUGGCAGAAUAUUUGUAUAAAAGGAGUUUUAAUGUUGACAAUGAAUGA
Molecule: messenger RNA, 2268 nt
Organism: Paramecium tetraurelia
Lineage: Eukaryota; Ciliophora; Oligohymenophorea; Peniculida; Parameciidae
Exons: 6
Source: RefSeq, a predicted model, not a curated record